UUACAUUACCAUGCGUGGUGGGCUGGACGAGCGUUGCAAAAAAAUUGCAACCGCGGAGAGCAAACAGACACAGAGGAAGCCUGUGUCGGGCUGCGCGCACGCCUCCUUUAGCGAGCCUCUCCGUCGCGAUUGUGAUCCGAGCUGCAUGAGGAAGGAAGCGGGGCACAAACGCGAGGCUCCUCGGUCACACUCGGCGGAGGCUCCGCUCUUUUUCAGGGCACAAUCCUCCGAAUCUCCGCAGCGUCUUCGAGGGCUGUCACUUUUGGCUUUCGGACCCACGGUUCGCUGGCGGAGGCGGUGUUUUCUGCCCGACCCUCGUCUGUGCGGUUAAACCCGGCGCGGGACUGUUUCGUGUUGUGGUUAAGCGGAGAGAGACGUCUAUAAAUAGCCAAACUAUCAGAAGUGGUGCAUCAGACUCGCAAGUUUUUUUUUUUUUUUUUUUUCAUCUCACAAAAGGAGGAGGGUUCGUUCCUCGUCGUUUCGCUUUCCUCUAACCUCAUGGAUUAUUCCGAUCAAAGUGCAGCGCUAUGGAGGCGCGUUCGGAUGGGAUCUGUCUCGCAGCCCGUGACAGCGAUCAGAUUGGGAAUCGUCUGACCUGGAUUGGACUCAUGUUUUGAUCCCGCUCGGAUUUACGAGACUGUUUCGCGGCGCUUGUUGUUGUUCGUCCUCACCCGCCCAUUCCUGCGAGCCGACCUCUAUUAUCUGGACCAUCUCUCCUCGAUUGAAUUGGACCGAUCUGUCUCCAUGUAGGAUUCCGACAUGCCCAGCGCUGACGGGGGACGAGUAUGACUACAACAACGAGCUGGGUGGCUAACGGGGCAAGCCUUGAGGACUGCCACUCCAACAUCUUCUCCCUGGCGGAGCUGACGGGAAUUAAAUGGCGUUGCUACAGCUUCCGAGGCAGCGGCGAGUACGGCCCGGUGAUCUCGGCGCCGGCCCAGGACGACCCGGUGCUGCGCAGCUUCAUGCGCUGUGUUCAGGCCAACCUGCUGUGCGUGUGGCGACGCAAGAUCAAGCCCGAUGCCAAGGAGCUCUGGAUCUUCUGGUGGGGAGAAGAGCCCAACCUCUCUGAUGUCAUUCAUCGAGAGCUAGAAGUGGCGGAGGAAGGGCUGUGGGAGUGCGGGCUGUCCUACGAAUGUCGGACUCUGCUGUUCAAGGCCGUGCACAACUUGCUGGAGAGAUGUUUGAUGGACAAAGGCUUCGUGAGGAUCGGAAAAUGGUUCUUCAAACCUCAUGAACUGGAGGAGAAGCUCUCUGGCAACAGCGAGCACCUCUCCUGCUCCUUCUCCUUCUUCCUCCACGGGGAGAGCAACGUCUGCACCAGCGUGGAGAUCGCUCAGCAUCAGCCUGCGUACCACAUCACAGACCAGCACGUGCGACUCGCCCAGACCUCCACCACACCUGUGCAAGUGAUCCUAAGUCCGUACGGGCUGAGUGGCACCCUGACUGGACAGGCCUUCAAGAUGAGCGACCCGGCGUCCCGCAAGCUGAUGGAGGAGUGGAGCUACUUCUAUCCGAUGGUUCUACAGCACAGAGACCGGGGGGGCGAGAAGGCAAACCAGUCAUGUGAUCCCAGUGGUCAUGUAGCAGUGGAGGUGGUUGUAGGCGGAGUCAGGAUGACCUACCCAGCUGCCCUGGUGCUGAUCGCUCAGGGGGAUCUGCCGCUGGAGCAGCCCCCGCCUCCUCCUGUGGCACACGGGCUCAGAGAGCAGAACCACUGCAGCGUGCCGCUCACUCCGCCCACGUCGCCGGAACAGCCCUGCUCAGCGGACAGCGGCUUUGUGACCUCUAUCUCUAGCGUCGCGACUCCAGACACCAAUGUCGGAGUCACGACGGCGAGCCCAAAGCAUCGUGGGAAGAAGCUGACGUCCCAGGUGGUCCACCAGGCCUGGAAGGAGUGCUACCUGAACCAGCCCCAGCACGUGCUGAAGCCGCCGGGCGAGGUCCCGCUGAAGAGAGACAGCGUGGCCACCAUGUGGGACUUCAACGAUCUGGGAUCCAGAGCUGCCUGCAGCUGCUCUAGGGUGAAGCAGCAGAGAGCAAGUGUGAGUUACUCUUCCUCCAACAACUGCCAGUCCAGCGGCAGCAGCAGCAGCCAGACCCCCGGCCCCUCACUGUACCCUCCCUCUCAGUCCAAACACAAGAGCAGCGACAAGACCGAGAAGGGAGAUAAGCAGUCCAAGAGACUCACGACAAUCCCCUUCCACCACAGACUGUCUGUUUCCCAAGAAACCCCUCUAGAGCAGGACCCCACGGCAGGACCUCAGCUCAGCAGUUUAGUCUUACCUGAGGUGCCACUGGAGCCUCUUUCCUCUAUAGCAAACUGCAAGUACCCCAAAACACUCGCUGAAGAAAGGAAAGUGCCUGAAGCUCUUCUCCUGUCGCCAAUGUCUCCUCUCCCACCCACUCUGAGCCCACACCCCCGGGUGCAGGACCCUGAGGUUCUGAACGGGCACGUGGACAUGCAGGUGUGUCAGGAAGGAGCAUUGGGUUUGGGGAUGGUGACCAGUGAGACGGCCAUGUACACGGCACUGCUGAGACAGAGGGACACGGGGGCUGGCUGGUGGAGGGGCUUCAGGACCCCCAGGACUGACAAGACUGACGUCAGACCCCCCGAGCUUCCCGUCGAUAAGUUAGAGGAGAUGAAAACAGAAGCAAGACCUGAGGAGGCGGGGCUGAAGAGACUUUACACACAGAAGCAUAAAAGAUUCAAACUGUCAGAUGAGAGGGUGCGGGACCAUGUCAGCACUCUAGGCGUGGAGAUGCUGCGGGAUCCUGGAGAAGAUCCAUAUGACUUCAAGGAGGGAGACAUCGAGUACACCUUCUCCUCCCCCCGGAGGCUAAAGAGUCAAGGACGGGAGUCCAGCAAGGCCACUAAGGGGGAAGAAAUCACCAGCAACGGCACGCUGCCUGACGGAAAAGACGCCAUGUCCAUAUUCAACUCAGCGCCAGAAUCAGACGAAUCGGCUCAAGACGAGGACAGCUCCAAAGCCAACCCUUCUCUGACCCGAGAAAAAGACCUGGUGGUCAACAUCUCUGAUCUGGACAACAUUUUUGACGAAGAUGAGGAAGAGCUUGGACAUUCAACUAAGCUGCCAGUUUCGACAGAAGAUCGCCCCCUCGGAAAAGAGGGCAGAGUUGCAGUUUCGUAUCCGUCAACGAUCGCCGACCUCCAGCGGAUGUUCCCGACGCCUCCAUCGUUGGAGCAGCAUCCAGCCUUCUCUCCAAACACAACAUAUCGCGACACUCCCAGUCAGGAGACCUCCACUGCCACCGGGUCAGCUGACCAUAUCGCAAGUUCGAGCUCCAACCAGCUGCCUGACUACAGGAUGGAGACUGAAGACGACGGGGGCAGUCUGGGGCAGGAGGACUUCCAGACAUCGCUGGGCUCCUCCAUGUUUGCUCCUCUCUCCUGCCUGCCGAGUCAGACGCUAGCGUCUCUGAAGAUCCCCGAGCAGUGCCAUUACCGCCCGUCCUGGUCCCUCAUGCCCAAAAUGGAGCACUUCCCUGUCAUCAUGAACCCCCAGAGCAGCAGUUUCAACAAGGAUGGAUACACAAACGUCCCCAGUGUUCCUGACCAGGACUACAGCCAGAUGAGCGUGACCACUGCCUCGGUCGGCACCACAGCGGGGAUCCUGCCCUCUCCUGCCACACCUCGCUUCUCCGUGCCCACACCACGCACGCCUCGCACUCCCAGAGGCUUGAACACAACCAGCUCGGGUCAAGGGUCGGUGAAGCAGGACGGCACAGAACUCAGCUCGCCCGUCUCCACUCCGUCCACCAGCCUGCACCUCAGCUCAGUGGAGCCUCUUGCCCGGCCAGGACCGUCGUUGCCUGAGGCCCACAGCCUGUAUACAGUCCUCCUACUGUCCGACUCGGUUCUCAACGUGUUCAAGGACCGGAACUUUGACAGCUGCUGUAUCUGUGCCUGCAACAUGAAUGUGAAAGGAGCUGACGUGGGGGUCUACAUCCCUGACUCCACCUGCGAGGACCAGUACCGUUGCAUGUGCGGCUUCAGCGCCAUCGUCAACCGCCGUUUGGCCCAUGGUACCGGCCUCUUCCUGGAGGACGAACUGGAUAUUUACGGUCGAUCCUCUGAAGUGGGACGUGCGGCUGAGAGGAGACUGGCUCUGUGUCGCCGGGACCCAGCUAUGGGGGAUCUGAAGGCAAAAAGACCUCUAGACAGUGCGCCUGCCUGCCCAUCAGUCAUGGUCCUCCUCCAGGAGCAGUGCUCGCAGCCGAUUUGCUCCCUCACGUCCCUGCACCUCCCACCCAGCUGUUCCAGUCACGGCCGCAAGGGGGCGCUGCUCCAGAGCUGGAUGUCUGAGAAGCAGUGGGCGGAUGGGAGUGACGCCUGUGUGGAGUGUUACAAUGCUCUGGAGCAGGGGCUGCAGUAUGUGGACAAUCCCACUGGGGGGAAAGUGGACCCUGCAGUGGUCAGGAGCACAGCGCUGCACUGUUGGCCUCAGAGUAACGUGGUGGAGAUGAGCAUGUUGUCCUCACAGGACAUGGUCCGCAUGCUUCUGUCUCUGCAGCCGUUCCUGCAGGACGCCAUACAGAAGAAGAGAACUGGCCGGACCUGGGAGAACAUCCAGCACGUGCAGGGUCCCCUCACCUGGCAACAGUUCCACAAGAUGGCGGGCAGAGGCUCCUACGGUUCUGAGGAGUCACCAGAGCCGCUUCCCAUCCCGACCGUGCUGCUCGGCUACGACCGGGAGCGUGACUUCCUGGCUCUGUCUCCGCUGGCGCUGCCAUUCUGGGAGAAGCUGUUGCUGGAACCCUACGGAGGGCAGCGAGACGUAGCCUAUGUGGUUCUCUGUCCCAACAGUCCGUCUUUGCUGGCGGCCGCCUGCUCCUUCUUCCAGGAGCUCAGCGCCGUGUACGAGACGUGUCGCCUGGGGAAGCACCGUCCCCUGGCCAGGGUGACCAGAGACGGGAUCGUCCGAGUCGGGGAGGAGGUGGAGCCUGAGCGGCUGGAGGAACUGGACGUAGACCAGUGGUUGACUGGUCCUUGGCUGGGACAGCAACACAUCGACAACAUCAGCAAACUCAAACUCUACGCUUACGCCUGCAAACAGCAGCUCGCUCCUCAGCUCUCAGGUUUGAUUCUGGACAGCAGUCUCCUGCUGCCUCCUAGAGUCCAGUCGUCCAGCUCCACGCCGGCGUCCUCUGCUCAGGCUCAGACAUGGACUGCUGACGCAGACCCAGCUUCUACAAACGCUCCCACGCCCACUGGAGUCUCCUCGAGCCAGACUGUGGACAGUAACCACAGUGAACACACCGUAGCAUCCGGUUCCUCCAUCGCAUCAGCAGAGAACCCAGAACUGUCCAAUGAACACUCCAGAAUUGGGGUUCCCACUUGUGCCGACUCGCUGGAGAGCCACACCAACCCACCCGCUAUUGUUGUUUACAUCGUCGACGCUUUCCUGGGCCCUAACAUCACCAGAAGUGAAGGAGGAGAAGAAGGGGACGGCGAUGAGGUGGAGGGAGGAAGCAUCUGGCUCCUUGGGCUCCUCCGCUGCUACACCGAGAUGCUGCAGACGUUGCCCGAGAAGAUCCGACCCGCUCUGGUGCUUCAGGUGGUUCCCUGUCAGUUCCUGCUGCAGCCCGUCAGCGGGGAAAGUCACCAGUACUUGCAGCACCUUCGCUCGCUCGCCUUCUCCUGCUACUCUCAGUGUCGACGCCUGCUUCCUCAGCAAACUCACAUCAAGUCGCUGACUGGCUUUGGACCCGUGUCGACCGCCCAAACAGUCUUCAAGAGCUCCGAGCAGCUCAGGCCAAUACAGCUCUACUCCCCUCCGUUCAUCCUGGGGCCGACCCGCUCCAAGCAGCCAGAACCUGGAGAAAUCUGGGCCGAGAUUCCUCCCAAAUACAACGUGCUCUACGUGGGAUACUGUCUGUCACAUGACCAGCGUUGGAUACUAGUUUCAUGUACCGACCAGCAGGGGGAGCUACUGGAGACCUGCAUCAUCAACAUCGACAUCCCCAACAGAGCUCGGCGGCCAAAGGUUUCGGCUCGGAAAAUGGGUCUGCAGAAGCUGUGGGAGUGGUGCAUCUGUCUCAUCCAGAUGACGUCACUGCCCUGGAGGAUUGUGAUCGGCCGCUUAGGAAGACUAGGCCACGGAGAGCUGAAAGACUGGAGCUCUCUUCUUGGUGAACAUUCCCUCCAGUCCAUCGGCCGCCAGCUGAGAGACGCCUGUCGGAUGUGUGGGAUCUCAGCGGCCGACUCGCCCUCCAUCCUCAGUGCCUGUUUGGUGGCCCUGGAGCCCCAGGGGUCGCUGGUCAUCAUGCCUGAUGCAGUGACCAUGGGUUCGGUGUUCGGCCGCAGCACGGCUCUGAACCUGCAGACGUCGCAGCUCAACACUCCUCAGGACGCUUCCUGCACUCACAUACUGGUCUUCCCCACGUCGGCCACCACUCAGCUGGCACCCAGUUCCUACCCCACCGAGGACAACAACGACGACAUGUUUGAUCUUCCGUUCCCUGACGAGUUGGAGAAUGACAUCGGUCACGACAUGAUGCUGAUCACAGGGAACCUCCAUUCCUCCCCGACCACCUCACCGGUGCCCUCACCUGGAUCUCCAUCCGGGAUGGGGAUGGGGUCACACUUCCAGCACACUCGGAGCCAGGGGGAGCGCCUGCUGUCCCGAGACAAUCCUCCAGAGGAAGUCAAGCAGCAGCCUCUGGCCCUCGGCUACUACGUGUCCACUGCGUCAGCAAGAGGUCUCCCUCACUGGUUCUGGGCCUCGUGUCCUCAGGCAGAGAGUCAGUGUCCGCUUUUCCUCAAGGCAUCGCUCCACCACCAUAUCUCCAUUGUCCAGUCUGAUGAGCUGGCCUCCGACAAGAGUAAGCGGAGCCCCCACCCCCUCGACUCCAAGACCACUUCUGAUGUGCUCAGGUUCGUUCUGGAGCAGUACAACGCCCUCUCCUGGCUGACCUGUACACCUGCAACCCAGGACCGCCAGUCCUGCCUGCCUGUCCACCUGGCGGUUCUGAUCCAGAUGUACAACGCCAUCCUGAACAUGCUUUAGUGACAUUGACUCGAGAGGUGUUUUUGUCUUUACCUCUGUGCCUACAGCGCCCCAUUUGGAUCAGAACCAGCCGAAUGAGCGGGGGGAACUGGGUCGGACUCUAAACUUGCCUGGAGCGCAGCGCCGUCGUGGUCUCUGCUUGCGGCGGCACAACCAGCAAAGUGGCAAACACGUCUGUUUUAAAGCUUAUUUUGUACGCCGGCCGAGGAAUCUUUCUGAAACUGCACUUUUGCUGUGUAAAUACGACGGCGUCUCAAAUGUAAAACUUUUUCACAGAAUGGAGACUUAUUUUUUAAUAUUUAAAGCCAGAAAAAGUUCUCCUAGUGAUUGAUGCUGAAUUAUCUGCCGAAAUAAAAACUGUAUUUAUACAAAUUAUAUCAUGAGAGAAUUUGAUAUAGAUAUAUAUAUAUAUAUAUAUAUAAAUGGAGCAUACGUGACCUCUGCAGCACUUACUAUGAUGAUAAAGUGGUGUGACUAUUCACUCAUCUCACUUCCGCCUUGUUUAUUUAACACAUUUAAAUGAAAGAAGCGAGUGCAUAUUUAUAAAGAGCUGAAUUAGAGCUGCACAAUGACAGUGACUUUUCCUGUAAGUAACAUGAAAAACCCACUUUAAAGUCCGCUCACCGGCACUCGGGCAAUUAUAUGCCACUUCAUCUGCAUAGCUGAACAAUAACAAGGUGCACUCCAGUUAAACUCUCAGCAGUUGAGAGUGAUAUAUCAGCAUGUUAGCCUGAUGUUGUGCAGCUCUAAUUGUUCAUAUUUUAUUUGAAUUCGAUGUCAAAGCUUCACACUGUCUGUCGCAUGUUUGUAAAUACACCUAUGUUCUUUUCUACGGCUGUAUAUGGGGCGCUUUAUUUUUGAGCGUGUCAUAUCCAAACUCUCUUCUACUGGCGUUUCCAUGAAUGAUAAAUGAGCGUACAACUUGUGUACUCCCAGAGGAAAAACGUGGCAGGAAUUUGUUACACGCUCAUGACUUUGAAUAUCAACAGACGCGCUCUCAGCAGGAGACGUCUGUGACUUUUACACUAUUUUUAAAGUAAAUUAUUAAAA
Molecule: messenger RNA, 8081 nt
Organism: Synchiropus splendidus (mandarinfish)
Lineage: Eukaryota; Metazoa; Chordata; Actinopteri; Syngnathiformes; Callionymidae
Product: mediator of RNA polymerase II transcription subunit 13-like
Exons: 31
Coding region: 786-7031 (2081 amino acids)
Biological process (GO): regulation of transcription by RNA polymerase II
Cellular component (GO): mediator complex
Molecular function (GO): transcription coregulator activity
Source: RefSeq, a predicted model, not a curated record